Messenger RNA from Aspergillus ochraceoroseus IBT 24754, 1635 nucleotides. Its product is annotated as Mrp/NBP35 family ATP-binding protein. Gene Ontology annotation, molecular function: ATP-dependent FeS chaperone activity; ATP binding; 4 iron, 4 sulfur cluster binding. Lineage: Eukaryota; Fungi; Ascomycota; Eurotiomycetes; Eurotiales; Aspergillaceae. The transcript has 4 exons. The record is from RefSeq and is a predicted model, not a curated record. Bases 428 to 1423 code for a protein of 331 amino acids. Gene Ontology annotation, biological process: mitochondrial respiratory chain complex I assembly; iron-sulfur cluster assembly. Gene Ontology annotation, cellular component: mitochondrion.
CCUCGGGGUCAAAAUCUGUUACAGUUAGUCCUAGUUCGGAUUUUACACACCCAUAUUUAUGAAUGACAACAGCAUUAAGGUAGGCAGGGAAUACCUUUAGGAUUAAGAUCUUCCAAUUCAGCAAUCUGCUCUGCCAGCGACUUUGGAGCCAUUUUUUGCUUGAGUCUCCCCGAAUUUCUGGGGUUGGUUGAUUUUUUGACCGCAGCAAAUUAUUUUUCUGCCGCUAUAAUAUUUUUCUGGGCAAUCGGGAAGCGGUGUCGGCAGAACUAACCUUGAUAGGAAGCCGGCUGUCUGGAUCAGGAGUGUUCUGCCGGCGGUGAAUAUUUAUCUCCGGCAGUAUGGCAGAGGUUGGCCUGAGGCUGACAUCAACUUUGCUAUAUCCACUUCGUCGAACGUGAACCAGUUCAUCUUCAUCAUCCAGAGCACCAUGACUGUAAAAAGGAGACUAUUCUCGACCUUUCGAGCUCUCCAACAUGAGAACCCUCUAGGCCUUCCUCGCUCGGGCACCCCGCCGUCUUUCCCUCGUCGCCGCGGUGUCCCCGAGAAGCGCAAGAUUCGCGAUGUAAAGAAAGUCAUUGCCGUAUCAUCAGCAAAAGGAGGAGUAGGGAAAUCCACCAUCGCAGUGAACCUCGCUCUCUCCUUCGCACGGCGUGGAAUCCGCACCGGAAUCCUAGACACCGAUAUUUUCGGCCCUUCAAUCCCAACCCUUCUCAAUCUCUCCGGCGAACCCCGGCUAGACGAAAAUAACUGCCUCCUCCCAUUAACAAACUACGGCCUAAAAUCCAUGUCUAUGGGUUAUCUCCUCCCGCAACCUGAAUCCCAAGACCCCACUCAAACCCGCCUCCCCAUGGACACGACCCCGAUCUCCUGGCGCGGCCUCAUGGUCACAAAAGCCAUGCACCAACUCCUCCACUCCGUGUCCUGGGGUCCCCUGGAUGUUCUCUUUCUCGACCUCCCCCCGGGAACCGGUGAUGUCCAAUUAACCAUCAACCAGGAGGUGGUGGUUGACGGCGCCGUGAUCGUGACCACGCCCCAGGAUAUCGCGCUCCGGGAUGCGGUCCGUGGGUUCGGGAUGUUCCAGCGCAUGGAUGUGCCCGUGCUAGGGAUGGUGCGGAACAUGGCGUUCUUUGCGUGUCCGGAAUGCGGGACGCAGACGAGGAUAUUCUCAAACGGGGAGCAUGUGCACCACAGUAAGAAAGAUGGGGCAGGGAAUGAAGAGGAGGAGUGGGGGGUUGUGGCUGAGUGUCGGAGACUUGGGGUGGAGUUUUUAGGUGAUAUCCCGCUUGACGCGAGGGUCUGUGAGGAUGCAGACCGUGGUAUGCCGACGGUUGUGGCCGAGGAGAGUGACGAGCGGAGUGCGAGGAAGAAGGCAUUUAUGGAUGUGGCGGAGAAGGUGGCUAAAAAGGUUGGUAUUGAGUGGUAGUUUGACUCUUCUUUUUUUUUUGACUCCACUUGACUAUACUAUGCAUAUACCCUGUAUCAUUUAAUAUAUAUAUAUAUACCUUUUUUGAAAGCUGUGUCUAUUCUACUUGACAUAACUUGAUAUCAGCAACUACUAAAAUAGUACAUAGGUAGGAAAGUAGAUACAAUAAUCAAACACUGGUAUGUACAUAAUCGGUUUAAUGAAAAUAGUUC